Molecule: messenger RNA, 6090 nt
Organism: Bactrocera oleae (olive fruit fly)
Lineage: Eukaryota; Metazoa; Arthropoda; Insecta; Diptera; Tephritidae
Biological process (GO): positive regulation of GTPase activity; Ras protein signal transduction
Cellular component (GO): plasma membrane
Molecular function (GO): guanyl-nucleotide exchange factor activity
Source: RefSeq, a predicted model, not a curated record
CUGACAUAAUUUUUUUUCUAUUUUCAGAUGGACUAAAAUUCGAUAAAGAAUUCAACAAAUCUCGACAAACAAAAAUUGCGCGCUAAGGUUUAAAUUGAAAAAUCCAUUAACAAGAUGCUGAUCAGAACAAAUUAUUUGCAAAGCACACAAAAACUGAUUAACGGUUUUCCAACUGCAAUACCAAUACAUGUAUGGUGUAACAGUGAAGAGUUAGUGUAAAAAUUUCGAAAGAAAAAUGACAAGCGAAAAUAGUUUCAAAGAUAAAAGUGAAAUGAUGAAAAUUAUAAUUUUAAAAGGAAAAAGUCAAAAAAGUCAAAAAAAAAAAUGUUAGUGACUUUUAAUAAAUCUUAAACAAAAGCAAACUUCCCAGUAAAACGGAAAUAUCCGUUAUCCCUUGCGAAGAUGACAACACACCGGUGCAUCCGACAUUUCAGCACAUACUACCACGCCCGCACAUGUCGCACGCCAUCAAUAUUCCGCCAGUAAACACAAAUGUCCGGCCAACGCGUCCGGACCUUAAACCAAACGUGACACAUGGCUAUGUACUAUUAUGCUAGUAAAAUAUCGGCAAUCGCUUGUGGUACACGUUGCAGACAAACAGUGUUACAGAAGUCGCGCGGACAACGUGAUCGCGAUAAAUAUGUCACGGCGAACAGCGAUGACAACAACGCUGGCGGCUGCGUGGGCGCCACUGUCGCGGCUAUGGAUGAGCAUGGCGAACGUGUUGUUGUUGUGGAUGGUGCCGGCAACGCUACCAACACAGGUAUGACCAUAUACACGACGGCGGCGGAGAGCGCUUUCGCGACGGCGACGCCAGGUGACGGUGUACGUCAUCGGCGUAGGCACAGCGAACAAUUGGAUGCUUACGAUUUGGAGUUGGGGUUUCAGAAGUUCGAGGUUUCAUUGGCAAAAUCAACAAAAAACACAUUCACCGGUUAUGGCAUCGGCAGCGCCAAUAUGGAUGCUGACAUUGUACAAUAUGACAUACCGAAAAACUCUUACAAACGAGCCAAUUCGGACAUCAAUUACGAGAGCUCCGUACUGGGAUCCGGUGGUAUUAUGUAUAUAAAUGGUAGAAUAGUUUCUGGACCCCUAGAGUCUUUGAUAGAUGUGCUAGUGCCAAAAAAUCGCAUAGAUUUCGAUAAGGAAUUUAUAUUCUCAUUUUUAUUAUCGUCACGUUUAUUUUUACGACCCCAUGAGCUGCUUGGCAAAUUAUUAUCCUCGGUACCUGAUAGCGAGUCGUUAGAAUCAUUAGUCGCUUUAUUGGCCGAGUGGACGCAAAAGUUUCCCUACGAUUAUCGCGACGAACGUAUGAUGGGCCAUGUUAAACAUAUCGUUGCCAGAUGUUCCAAUACAAAUCUAGAAGGUGUAGUUUCCGAAAUACUGAGUGCCUUGUUGAAACAAUUGACUGACUUGGAGAGACAUGAAGAAGAUCUACGCGCUUGUCAAAGUACAACUGAGAAGCCUGAACUCAACAAAUUAGACUGCCCGACCGCUUCACAAUACGCACAAAUCCUCUGUCGGCUGGAGAAAAAGUUGGCAAAGCAAAUUGGCCCCGAAGAGUUUCUGCAAUGCAGCAGUAAUGUGCUGCUCGACAAACAGAAAAAAUGGGACCAACCGAGCACGUCGGGCGGCCCACCCGGUGUCCAGGAUCCUAAGAAAACGUGCAAUUUGGAGACCUACCUGGAUUGGUCGGCACGUCUGCGCCUCUUCGUAUGCAAUGAAAUAUUACAGUGUAUCGGCAUACGCGAUCGCAGUAAAACGGUUGAAUUGUGGAGUGGCGUUGCGCAGUACUGUCUGCUCGUGGGCAAUUACAAUAGUGCCACAGCAAUACUCGAGUCACUGGAGUCGCCGCCCAUAGCGAGACUGAAAAUAACGUGGAGUAAAUUGCAAAUGACGUGUCAGCAAUUGGAUUGCAUGCAACGACAUGCUGAGGGACAUGGCGAUUUGUGGCACAAGCAAGCCAGCAUUCUGAACGAGAGUCAUCAAAAGACUGAUACAACGGCUGCUGCUACUGCUGCUGCUGCUGCGGUCUGUCGUGCAGCGAGUACAACAGCAACAACAACAACAGCGCUAGCAACUGUGCCACAACGUACAGCGGCAACGACAGACUGCGCACUGGACACCUUGGCAUCGGGCGCCACAAUAAAUGGCACAACGGUAACGACACAAUUGCUGGCAACACCUACAACACUCAGCACGGAACUCGCUUGUGUGGUUGGCGAUGCCGUCGUAGCAGCAGCUGGCACCUGUGUAAGUGAGCAUGGUCAGGCGCUUGAGACUGCCGUAGGCGAUGGUGUUGCAAUGGGAGUAGCGACAGCCAACACUCUGUGCGCCACACUAGAUGAGCUGGCAGCAGCACCAGCUACAACAGCAACACGCUUAACACCGGAAAUGACAGCAAACACUGCAUGCAAUGGCAAAGGCAACAACAGCAGCAACACUAGCAGCAAUGACAGUACAACAAGCAGCAAUAGCAGUCGUGCGGUGGGGGCGUGCAGAAAAAUAAUUAAAUCGACAACAAUAACAACAACAACAACACCGGUAGAUGUAACGUUAACAACUGGUGCGACAGUGACGAAACCAAACGAUUGGGUUGUGAUUCCGGUAUUUGCGGAUAUUGUUAAAUUGGCAUUGGCCGGACGCGAGGAAUGCCUGCAGCGUUUGCCAAACGGUCACAUCAAUAUUAUGGCCUUCGAUCGCAUGGCGGCCAUUGUUGGCGCCUUCACCAAGCACAUGCAUGCCGUUAAGUCGCCGAACGAAGCACCACCUGGCGAGUAUAAGACCUUCUGCCAGCACAUGCAACGCUCAUCGAAAUUGAGUGAAACGGAACUAAUGAUGGCCUCUUUCGAUUGCGAGGAACCCAACAAUGCGGAAAAGCUCAUGUAUGAUCUCAACUAGAACAACUUGGAACGCACAAUAAACUAUUUUAUAACGUGGAUAAAUUUUUCAUGGUUUAAACAUAUAUAUAUUAGGGUGGAGCGAAAGAAAAGUUUAUUUUUCUUUUGAAAAAUUUUCUUUAAAAAUUUCUUUCAGCUCCAAAUUCGAAAUUUAAAAGGUCGCUUGUAAUUUUAUUCAAUUUAUCAGUGCAUUACUUUAGAUUUUUUCGAGCGACCUUUUAAUAUGUAUAUUAAAAUUUCAUAUAUUAUAUUUUUUUUCAUUUAUUGAAUUUUGAGCUGAAAUUUUCAGGAACUUAUUAUUUUUUGGUCUAUAAAAUUAUACUGUAACGAGAAAAAAAAUUUGAUUAAAAAAAAUUCGGUUUUUGGUGAUUUUUGAAAUUUUGAAAAAAUUCUGAGCGACCUCUUAAAAAUUUUUUCGAGCUGCCCUUUGGACAAGGUUCUUAAAAGAUGAUAAACUAUCAUAUUUUCACACGAGACUUAAAAAAAAAAUUAUUCGGUUUUUUGCACCACCCUAAUAUACAAAUGACAAAAAUUACAUUUGGAUGCCGCAAUCGGCGAUUUGGUAUGAGCUUUCGGAACGAGUUCGCAAUUCUCCUAUGACAGAUAUGAAGUGUUGUGGGGAAAUUGUAAUAUCAUUUCAGAUAUUGACACUGAGGUAACAAAAGCGUUAAGAAAUAUUGAGCGAAUUUUAAGACAAAACCACGGCCAAGCAGUUGUUAAAAAAUUUUAUCAUUUUUUCAUCUAGAUGAUAAUGAUUUUUAUUUGAUUUUAGUGAAUUUGCUUCUCAAUUACUUUUCUGGCAGCAAAAUUUAAGAUUUUUGGAAAUGCUGAUCCACAAAAGUGCGCUAAUUUUCGAUAAUUUCAUUCUAAUUUGAAAAUGGUGACUCAAAAUUUUUGUUGGAGUUUUCACAGAGACCCCUUGAUAAUACAAGUAUAGACAGACACAUAACCGCAUUUAUUUAAAUAAUCUCCGAAAUUUUUAUUGUUCAUCUCUAAUGCUUGAAAUAUCGCAAAAACUUUGGGAAAGUUUACCCUCUUAGAAGAAGGGGAAACGUUUCUUUAGAAUUUUUCUGAAGAAUAUGUGUAAAUAAUUUUUAUUGAUUUGUUUAAUGUUUAAUGGUCGAUCCUAAAAAGGAGAUCUCACUUGUACAGCUAAUAACGCCGGUCCUUUGUGGAAGGCUGGAAGAGAAAGCGGCUGGACCACCGCACCACCUCACCAUCCUCGAUACAACUUGCGUCCAUCAAGAUUUUUAUUUUAUUAGACAAUGUUCAGUCAGAACUCCUACGAUUGCUGCUAAGCGCAAUCACUUCAGUAGAUCUCUUACGUUCUACUCUAGGCCAGAAAGACCACGCAGUCGCAUAGGAGCUGGUCAUCGACCAACGCUUGCUAAGCGCACAAGCGGUACACACAUCCAGUGCUGGGCGCUAAAUGACUACGGAGAUCUGACUCAUUCCCACUCCGAUGUGAGCGGGGUACGGGUGUCCCGUCUUGCUAGCUAAUCGGCUUUGCUGUUUCCAGUGAUUCCGCCAUGACUAGGCACUCAAACGAGUAGCAUGAUGCUAUUUCUAGUGAGGACAAACACUGCUUUGAGCGCAUAGUUUGCAAGCUCAAUGCUAAUAUCGCCGCUGUGCUGCCGGUGUGAAUGUUCACCUACCUGAAAGAAGCAGCACUACGGAGUAGUAAAUUUAAAGACUCCCCUUCAACUUUCCGUCCUAGCUUCGACCCACCAAUGUUGCAAAGUCUCAAUUAUCAACAAGACCAGAUAUUAUUUAAUGAAAUGUUCUAUAUGUUGUUUGUUGCUUGUUUAAUGUCUUUGAAGCGUCAGCUAUUUCGAACAGUUUUAUUUUACCGCUUUAAAAAUUAAUUGGAUCGCUAAAAAUGUUAUAUCUCACGAAACUAAAGCAUGUAGGUAGUUUCAAUUCUAGCAGCUUGUUUUCAUGGCAAUACUUGAGAGUUGCCAGAACCGGAAGUUAUAAUUAACGAAGUUUAGAGGAUUUGUUAAGAGAAAUGAGAGUAGAGUGAACAUGUUUGUUUAUACAAUUAAAAAUAAAUGCUGGCUGUUCAAUUAUCUAAAUCUGAGAGAGAGCAAAAUUAAGCAUUUAAAGUAUCAAACAAUUGGAAUAGUCGUGGCAUUGUAAUAUAUACAAUAUAAAUGUAUAUACAAGUAUAAGCCGCAUUUGUAUAUGAAAUAAAUUAAUUUGCAUUCACAAUAGAUAUUUUCCUUAAAUCAUGGUGGCAACACGCAAAUUAAAUUAAAUCUUUAUCAAAUUCAUUUGCAUUGUGUUCACUCAACUGUUUGUAAAUUUGUAUAAAUUCAUUGUGAAACUCAAUUAGCUGAGAGUAAAUAAUGUUUAAAGAUAAGAAGCUACAAUGCUUGUAAAUUAAUAUUAAUAAUGUACAAUAAUGGUAUUUAUUUGUUGUUGUUUUGAAUGUGAUAAAAACGCAUACAAACAUUUUGUCGCACAAUAAACAUAGAAUUUAAGAUUUAGUGUGUGUGUGUGUGCGUGUGUGCGUGAGAGAGAAUUUAAUGCAUUUUUACACACGAGCAGUUUUUGUUUACAUAUUUAUGCAGUUGCCUGUUUGCUGUGACUUUUAUUUACGAUACGCAUUACACUUGCAAGUAAAUAUUUUAUUCACUCAAUAAAUAAAUGAUUUAUGGCGCUUGAUUUGUGUAGAGAUUUUUUCAAUUGUCACUUAUUUACUCAUGCGUAGUUUAAUAUUCUAUAAUAUUUGUUGGCAUUCGCUAAUGUCUAUUGGUCUAACUGUAGUUAUGUAUGUACGAUAUGUGCACACACAGAAGCAUGACUUGCAUUAAAACGGUGUAUUAUUGUAUAUAAUUAUAUAAAUGAAUAAAUUAUAUAAAUAAGUAAAUUAUAUAAACAAGUAAUACAAAGAAAAUAAUUAUUCUACUGACACAUAACAAAUUUGUACUAGAUAAAAACGUUAGAAAAAAUUAGUAAUAUACAUAUGUUAGACAUAUUAUUGUAGCAAAUAUAUGUAAGUGUGGUAGAUUAAAGUAUAUUUAGUGUAAUUUUGUAAACUGAAACUAAUGCUGAAUUAAUAUUUAUUUAAACACAAAUCAUUUGUGAAAAGUAUUAAAAAGUUUAUGUAGAAACUUAAAUGCCGUUAUGUAAUUAAAAUGAUAACAAAUUGGUGUUUAAGACUAAAAAUUAUAAUUUUUUGCGAAAA